Gossypium raimondii (Peruvian cotton) is the source of this 327-nucleotide messenger RNA. RefSeq lists its product as uncharacterized. Bases 1 to 327 code for a protein of 108 amino acids. The transcript has a single exon. The record is from RefSeq and is a predicted model, not a curated record. Lineage: Eukaryota; Viridiplantae; Streptophyta; Magnoliopsida; Malvales; Malvaceae.
AUGGAUUGGGACACUGCUGGCCAUAAAAGGUUGUUAGAACUGAAUGAAAUUAAAGAAUUCAGGGCACAGACAUAUGAAAAUUCUAAACUGUACAAGGAUAAGACCAAGCGUUGGCAUGGUAAUAGAAUUAUGCCAAUGCAAUUUGAACCAGGGCAACAGGUGUUGUUGUUCAACUCUAGGCUCAAAUUGUUCCCUAGUAAAUUAAAAUCUUGCUUGUUAGGUCCCUUAAAAGUUGCUCAAGUAUACCCGCAUGGAGCUGUUAGUAUCAAAGACUUGAAAAAGGGGAUCACAUUCAAAGUAAAUGGACAACGCUUGAAGCACUACUAG